This is a messenger RNA of Fulmarus glacialis (Northern fulmar), 682 nucleotides long. It is a transcript of the gene IFT27, whose product is annotated as intraflagellar transport 27. NCBI's taxonomy places the organism in Eukaryota, Metazoa, Chordata, Aves, Procellariiformes, Procellariidae. The record is from RefSeq and is a predicted model, not a curated record. The transcript is spliced from 6 exons. Gene Ontology annotation, molecular function: GTPase activity; GTP binding. Gene Ontology annotation, cellular component: Golgi apparatus. The annotation marks the transcript as partial.
GAGAUCCAGCUGUGGGGAAGAGUGCUUUAGCCCAGAUAUUUCGCAAUGAUGGGGCUCAUUUUCAGAAGAACUACACACUGACAACAGGCAUAGAACUGUUGGUGAAGGCUGUGUCAGUUCCAGAGACAAGUGAUAGUGUGGAAUUCUUCAUUUUUGACUCUGCAGGAAAAGAUCUAUUUUCUGAAAUGCUGGAGAAACUGUGGGAGCAACCCAACGUCCUGUGCCUUGUGUAUGAUGUCACUAAUGAGCAAUCUUUCAACAACUGUGCCAAAUGGUUGGAGAAGCUGAGGGCUCAAGCAGUUGGAGUGCACAUCCCAGGUGUCUUAGUGGGGAAUAAAACAGACCUGGCUGGUCGUCGAGUUGUGGAGCAGAAACAAGCACAGGAGUGGGCUGAGAAACAUGGCCUGGAAUACUGUGAGAUGUCAGUGAAGGAGAUGAAAAAUUUUGAGGCCCCUUUCCACAUCCUGGCAAAGUCAUUCCACCAACUGUACAAAGAGAAAGUGGAAACUUUUCACUCACUAGCUUGAGGGCUGUGUCUGGGAUGACUUAUUUGUCCUCUAAGCUUCUUCUAGUGCCCAGAAUCAGAGAGAAGAAAUGGAUGGAAUACAGAGAGAAGAAAAAAGAUGAGCUAUUUGCUUCUUCAUGGUCAUCUUCUGGUAACUCAAAAUAAACUAGAAAUAAG